Hydractinia symbiolongicarpus is the source of this 2009-nucleotide messenger RNA. RefSeq names its product beta-1,3-galactosyltransferase 1-like. The coding region runs from base 156 to 1253 and encodes 365 amino acids. NCBI's taxonomy places the organism in Eukaryota, Metazoa, Cnidaria, Hydrozoa, Anthoathecata, Hydractiniidae. The transcript has 2 exons. Gene Ontology annotation, cellular component: membrane. The record is from RefSeq and is a predicted model, not a curated record. Gene Ontology annotation, molecular function: hexosyltransferase activity.
UUUGGAAGUACAGGUAGAUAUAAAUAUUCAAAUGUACAUGACAGCGUUAGUGUCUGGAAUGGUACACCUUACCUUCGCGUGUUUUAUUGGAAUUUUUAACUGAAGAUUUAUUUUAUAAGACGACACUGCAGAAAGAAAAAACAAGCCGAACAAUCAUGAACAAAAAAGUCUUGUUGUUAGCACCAUGCGUGCUCUUUGGACUGACCAUUAUUGCUUCAUACUUUUCCACGAGACGGAACAUACAGUUUAUUCCGGCGCAAUACACCGGAUCCGGCGUUUCGUUGGAAGAAAUCAUGGACAAGUUAAACGAUAUUAAACGCACAAUCACCAAUCAUCAGUCUUACGUCGAUUACAAGGCGUACCGAGAGAAACUGAAUUCUCUUUUACCAAAAAUUGUGAAGGGCGAUGCGAGCAAAUUAAAUUCGCACUUAUUGUUAGAUUUUAUCGAAAAAACCGGCGAACAAUACCGGGUAAUCAUACUCGUGUCGUCGAACGCUCCACACGAUUGGCGGAGAAAUGCAAUCCGUGCCAAGUGGGGUAACGCAUCAAUGUGGGCGACCACUAAGAAGUGGCGGGUAAUAUUCGUCACGGGUGGAACCGAGGACAAAAAAAUAGCAGAAAAACUUCACAACGAAGCGAUGAUUUACAAAGAUUUAAUUAUGGAAGAUGUAGUCGAAAGUUUUUAUAAGCUCUCCAUGAAAGUUAUGAUCGGUUUACAAUGGACGCAUACUAACUUUAACUACGACUUCAUACUAAAAUGCGACGAUGAUAUUUUCAUUCAAAUCGAUCGAUUAAUGGUCUCUUUAGAUCGCAACAACGACAAGGGAUACUUCGGGCAAGUCAUGGGCAAACAACCCGUCAUGAGAAAAGGCCGAUACGGGCUAACUGCAGAGGAACAUGCGAACGAUUACUUCGAUCCUUAUUGCUCGGGCGGUGCCUUUUUAAUAUCAUACGGUACAGUGAAUAAAAUAAUUCCUUAUUUCGAUUGGGAAAAGCCACUAAAAAUAGACGAUGCUUAUAUAGGGCACCUUGUACACAAGGCAGGUGUACCAGCCGAUCGCGAGAAGGGCUUCCACAUGUGGAACCGAUGGUGCGAGUAUACAGACGAUCUUAUUAUUUCACACCCAGUAAAAAAACAAGACUGUAUGCAGUUUCUAGUAAACAGAGCUAUGAUUGAUAACAAUAAAUUAAAAAACGAAACCCUACGUACACAAAGGUACGCGUACACUGAAGAAGAGCGAAAACAUCUAUAACAUAAGCAUCGUAGGAUAGGUUUUAAAUAUCAUAGACCAUGUUUCCACUAACGGAUGGUUUCGUACCGAAUCAAUUUACGGAUAGGCCUCUGUUUCUAUUGGGACGAAUUGUGCCGAAUCAAUAUACGUAUCGGAUAGCUACUGGACCGGGCUGCUUUCAAAAGUGAUACGUCUCGUAUCGGAUAGCUUCUUUCGUAUUCUGUACAUUUCAUAUUAUUAAGUGAUUGACGUUAUGUUUCAAAAGGCUAUUAAUUCGGCAUGGUUCGUAUGUGCUUCGAUUGUACCGGAUCAUAAAUUGAUCACACAGAAAUUUUAUAUCAAAAACCAAAAAACAUUUUGUAAUUAGCAAUGCCCUCAGCUUCUAUGUUAUCGCUGGGCAUGUCAUUUUUUUUCAUUAAGAGAUAUACUAAGUUUAACCUGGGAUGGUUUUCUAGAUUUUGCGAAAAGUUUUAUGUUAUAUGCUUUUCAGAAAGAGUCUCGUCAAUCUAAAAGUUUGCUUUUUUUAAAAAAAUUUUUCAAUAAUUUAUCAGUUAGCAGUGCUUAGAGAUAAACUUCGUGCUUUUUAAAAUUAUUUUUAUUAAAAAAUUUUAAUAUAAAAAAGGUACGUUUUCCAACAUGUACCUCGUUUACCCUUUUCUUUUGUUUCUUUUAACUCCGCAGACAGAGAAACCGGUGCAAAAAAGGGAUUUAUUCAUAAUAAUAUGUUAAUGUAUUGGAAAUUAGUUUAAUAACAAGAAUAAUAAUUUCAUUAAAUAA